Molecule: messenger RNA, 8728 nt
Organism: Notothenia coriiceps (black rockcod)
Lineage: Eukaryota; Metazoa; Chordata; Actinopteri; Perciformes; Nototheniidae
Gene: znf462
Product: zinc finger protein 462
Exons: 13
Coding region: 198-7766 (2522 amino acids)
Biological process (GO): positive regulation of transcription by RNA polymerase II
Cellular component (GO): nucleus
Source: RefSeq, a predicted model, not a curated record
GUUGCUCAUUAUUCAGAGACAGACGGAUCUCAGGUCAUCUGCAGCUGCAGCAAAGGAGAAGCAGGAAAGAUGGCGAUCAUCCAUUAGACCGACCGGGCGCACGCAUGAAAUACGAGGACAACUUUUGGGAGGAUCGCUUGAGGAGAAGAUUGUACCAGUUUCCCUGAUUUUCCAGGGAGUGCUCCCAGGUUUCAGUGAUGGAGAUGUUGCAGUGUGACGGCUGUGACUUCCGUGCAGAGUCAUACGAGGACCUGAAGACCCACAUUCAGGACGUGCACACCGUUUUCCUGCAGCCUGCAGAUGCAGAUGGGUCUGGCUCUCUCAAAGGCGAGGAUGAAAAGGAGGUGGAAUAUGAGGACAAGGAUGAAAAGGAUUAUACGUCUCCUAAAGCUGGAAUGAGCCCCAACUCUACUGACAAUUCCAACCAAACACCACAGAAGCAGACAGCUGAAAACCACAUACCAUUUUACCAGUGCAAGUUCUGUGUCCGUUACUUCAGAUCAAAGUCAUUCUUGAGAAACCACACCAAAAAGGUGCAUGAUGUUGUGGAGGAAGAUUCAGAUGCAAGUAUCUCGUCGCAGGGAGAUAAGCAGCCCGGCUACACCGUCAUAAUGCAAAACGACCAUUCAAAAGUGUACUCCUGUCAGUAUUGCACAUACAAGUCUCCACGUAAAGCAAGGAUAAUGAAACACCAACUAAUGUAUCAUAAUAAGGUUCCCGCAGAGAGUGCUGGAGAUCUUUCAGAAUACACUGAGACCGGAGAGGAAUCGGACUCAGCCGGUGGACUCAUGAAGGGAACAUUUGCCUGUGAAUGGUGCGAAUAUCAAACUGACCAGAAGGACAGCUGGACUGAUCAUGUGGUGAAGGAACACAGUGACAAGGUCAAGAUAGUUUCCAGCAUUGCAGAGCUGGAAAGGGAGGCCAGUGCAAGCUCACCCAAACCAGAUUCUCCCUCCGCUUCCCAAAGCCAGACUAGAUUAAAGAUAACUUCCAUUGAUGUUGGUGAAAAGAAAGAGCCAUUAGAAACAACAUCAGAAAACACCUUGGAGAAAACAGUCCAAGAGAUCUCAUCCUUUCAUUACACACAGAUGAAUGCAGUAGCACCCAACAGCACAGGUUCCUCUAUUUUGUCCAAGAGGUUCUCUUCCUCUGAUGUCUCCAAAAGUAUCGUAGAGAUGGACGCCGACGCUGUCAAUGACGAGGACUCUCACAGCAGCUUAGAGGAUGAUGAUGAUGAAGAAGAGUUAGGUGAUAUGGAUGAUCCCAGCUAUACUGGGACCCUGUCAGCAGAUGCAAAGCAGCUUUUAACUGAUGAGGAUAAUAAAUUACUGGAGACUAAAGGAAUACCCUUUAGAAAGUACAUGAACCGAUUUCAGUGCCCCUUCUGUUCCUUCCUCACCAUGCACAGGCGGAGCAUCUCCCGCCACAUUGAAAACAUUCAUCUUUCUGGCAAAACCACAGUGUAUAAAUGUGAUGAAUGCCCAUUCAUUUGCACCAGCCCUCUCAAACUAGGCACGCACAAACAGAGCCACAUUUCCUCAGAUGUAGACACCAUGGACCUAACAAGUGAUAGUCCAGAUUCUCACAAUGACACUGCUGCAGAGCCAGUUAAUGGGGGUAGUGUUAGUUCCAAAGUCAAUGGAAAAAAGUUAACCAGCACACCAAACGACCAGCAGAAUCCUCAUCGCUGCACGCUCUGCAGCUUCUCCACCACCACUCUGAAAGGUCUGAGGGUUCACCAGCAGCAUAAGCAUUCCUACUGUGAUGACCUAGAUCCCUCUGCCUUUGAAAGCCAGCUGACUGACCAGCAGGACUCUGAUGUGGACGCUUCUCCAAUCUUUCUACAAAAAACUCAGACCUCCAUUUUAGGACUUGCCACCAAAAAGCCCUUAGUAACAGGGAAAAGAGCCAGAAAGUCCAUUAACGACUUGCCUUUGGAUUUGUCCUCAGUUAAGAAGAGAACUAGAAUUGAUGAAAUUGCCAGUAACCUUCAAAGUAAGAUAAGCCAAAGCCAACAGGACAUGAUCAUAAACUUAGAUGACAUGGAUGAUGAAGACGCAGGAGAAAAUCAAGCCGGCGCUGAGGCAGACAGUGGAAACCAUGACAAUAAAAACCCUGUCUUCACUUAUAACACACAACAGCUUAAUGCAAGAGAUUCAAUGACUUCUCAAGAGGGAGGCAGAAUAGGAAAAAGAAAAAGCAACCCUAAGUCAAAACCUAGAAACAUUCCUAUAUCAAUGACUCUAUCGGAUGAUAGUGAAAACAUCUCUGCUGACCCCAGCGACAGUGCUAUCCAAGAGAACGCUGAUUAUCCAGAGGAAGUAGGAAUAGCACGAUUCUACUGUAAACACUGUGAUUACCACAACAAAUCAGCUCGUAGCGUCAGCACCCACUACCAGAGGAUGCACCCUUACAUCAAGUUCAGCUUUAAGUACAUCCUGGACUCAGAGGACCAGAGUGCAGUCUUCCGCUGCUUAGAGUGCUACAUCGAAUACACAAAUUACAAUGAUCUGCAUCAACACUACAUGGAGCACCACCCUGAAGCAAGCAAUGUGCUCAACUUCAACCAACCAAAUCUGGUAUACAUGUGCCGCUUUUGUUCGUACACAAGCCCCAAUGUCAGGAGCCUAAUGCCCCACUACCAAAGAAUGCACCCUACAGUGAAAAUAAACAAUGCUAUGAUCUUCUCUAGCUAUGUAGUGGAGCAGUCCCCAAAAACGGGUGAAUCUCAAACCCUGAGGGAAAUAUUAAACUCGGGCCCUAAGAUUUUGAACUCAGCCACGUCAACCCCAAGGUCGUCCUCCAGUCCAGUGCCGAAAACCGCCCCCAAGACCCCUGAACCUAAUGCCGAGGCAGACCUUAAAGAAUCUAUUAGUGGUAAUGUUGUUGUCUAUGAUUGCGAUGUGUGUUCUUUUGCUAGCCCCAACAUGCACUCUGUUUUGGUCCACUAUCAGAAGAAACACCCAGAGCAAAAGGCUUCUUAUUUCCGUAUACAGAAAACCAUGAAGGUCAUCACGGUGGAUCAAUCGCAGUCUGUUGCAAACUCUUCACAUAAUAUAAGCAUGGCAACGCCUCCAAAACAACAGAGCACAGCGCUGUAUGGUUCGGAUGAAGAGAUGUACUACUGUAAACAUUGUGUGUAUAGUAACAGAUCUGUUGUUGGUGUGCUGGUCCACUAUCAAAAGAGACACCCUGAAGUAAAAGUGACGGCAAAAUAUAUCAAACAUGGCACCCCAACCCCUGGUUUGAUGAAAUUAAUGGAUGAACUUCAAAUUGCAGCUCCCAAACAGUUUUUAAAGCAGUUUCAAAACAACGGUCAUGAUGGGUCUAACAACACGAGCCCGAAACCAGGAAGUGGUGAGAAAGGUGAGGACGAGCUGUUCUUUUGUCAGCACUGUGAUUAUGGCAACCGCACUGUAAAAGGAGUGCUAAUCCAUUACCAGAAGAAGCAUAAGGAGACCAAGGCCAACGCUGACCUUGUGCGUCGUCACACUGCAGUUGUCCGGAGUCAGCGCGAGCGUGCACAGAUGGUUCAGUCGAGUUCAGUCUCCUCUGCAUUGAUCCCAGCCCCUCCGGACCCGGAAAACACUACGUCACUGCGCUCAUUGAAGUGCAGACACUGUACCUACACAUCCCCCUACAUCUAUGCCCUGAAGAAACAUCUGAAGAAAGAGCACCCCACUGUUAAAGCCACAGCUAUGACCAUUUUACACUGGGCUUACCAAGAUGGCGUCCUGGAGGCUGGCUACCACUGUGAGUGGUGCAUCUACUCCCACGCUGAACCCCAGGGUCUGCUGCUCCACUACCAAAGACGCCAUCCUGAGCACAAUGUGGAUUACACUUACAUGGCCAGCAAGCUGUGGGCUGGUCCGGAGACCCAACAAGGGGGCAAUAUGGAAACUAAACAUUACAAAUGCAGAGACUGUGCCUUUGAGGCCUGUACAAUAUGGGACAUCACUAGUCACUAUCAGGCAGUCCACCCUUGGGCCAUUAAAGGGGAUGAAUCUGUGCUUUUGGAUAUUAUCAAAGGAAAUGGCUCAGAUGAAAAUAUAAACCAGCAGGUUGUCAAAGAACAAAUGUCUUUCGAAUGCCAACCUGUUGAAGAUGAUGGCGCGCUGGUCAUUGUCACCACACCUCAAGAAAGCCCACAUCCUCCCCACCCACGUCUAUCCCUCUCUAACAAUACUUACCAGUGCACUGUAUGUCUAUCAGAGUACAACAGUCUCCAUGGCCUCCUCACUCACUAUGGGAAGAAGCACCCAGGAAUGAAAGUAAAGGCUGCAGAUUUUGCACAGGAGGCCGACAUCAACCCCAGCUCUGUGUAUAAAUGUCGUCACUGUCCGUAUGUUAACUCCAGAAUCCACGGUGUUCUAACUCACUAUCAAAAGAGACACCCAUUAGUGAAAGUCACUGCGGAAGACUUUGCAGACGAUAUCGAGCAAAUUCCUGACGUAAAUGAGGGAGAUGACAAGUGCAAAACUCAAAGGCAAGGCUACGGGGCAUACAGAUGCAAAAUGUGCACGUACACUCAUGGGACACUGGAGAAACUCAAAAUCCACUAUGAGAAAUAUCACAAUCAGUCUGCCUCUGAAAUCUUUUCUGCUUCUAUGACAUAUUUCACUCCCGGUAAAGAAAGAGAGCCAGUAGCGGAAUGCAGUGGUGGUAAUAUAUCAAGUGCAGCACAAGUCCAGGAGGUCGGUCAGUUGGACCUUGCCCUCGCCCAGUUACCCGUCAAUAAGACAGAGAAACAUGCUAUGUUCAAGUGUCAGCUCUGCAAAUACUUCUGCUCCACCAGGAAAGGCAUCGCUCGGCACUACCGUAUCAAGCACAACAACGUCCGCGCACAGCCAGAGGGUAAAAACAAUGUCUUUAAAUGUGCUCUGUGCCCAUACACAAACCCUAUACGCAAAGGUCUGGCAGCACACUACCAGAAGCGGCACGAUAUUGAUGCCUAUUAUACCCAUUGUCUGGCUGCUUCCAAGACUUUGACUGAAACGCCUAUCAAAGUGAUAGCAGCCCCGCCGCCAGAAGCGGAAAACACAGAAAUGAGUGAAGACUUGCGUUUGGCUGUGGAGAGACGAAAGUGUUCUCUUUGCCCCUUUCAGGCCUUCAGCAGGAAGAGCAUUGUCUCUCACUACAUUAAACGCCACCCAGGUGUCUUCCCCAAGAAGCAGCACGCCAGCAAGCUUGGCCGCUACUUUACCGUUAUCUAUGCCAAAGAACCCGAGAAGGUUGCUGUCAGUGAAAUGGCAGAAGACGAAAAGGAAGUGCUGGAAGUUCAACCUGAACCCGAGCAGGACGGAGAGGUGGAUUGGUUGCCAUUCAAGUGUUUGAAAUGCUUCCGGUUGUCCUUUAGUACAGGCGAGCUGCUCUCUAUGCACUACAGCGACCACCACAGCAAUGACUUGAAGAGGGACUUUGUGGUGUCGCCAGGUCCCGGGGACGAGGACUCUGAGUUGUACAAGUGUUCUCACUGUGAGCUGAAGUUCCUGACUCUCCCAAAUCUGGCUAAACAUCUAUUGAACCACAAUGAGGAGUUUCAGAAAAGGGCCAUGAGGCAGGAGAGGAGGAGGCAGCUGCUCAGCAAACAGAAAGCAACAGAACCCGAGACCAAACCUGAGAAGGAAAGCACUGAAAAUAAAGCUCCCAUAGGGUUCAGGUGUAACUUCUGUGUAGAGAUGCACCCCACCCUCCGAGCCAUCUGCAACCACCUGAGGAAGCACGUCCAAUAUGGAGAGGUCAAAGAGGGACAUGUCAAGCAGGAAGUCAGCGAGGUCCCCUUGACCCUGCCUUCAGAGACCCUGACGAAUGGUGACAUGGAGGAGGAAGAAGCAGCUGAAGCUGACGGCCUCGAGGGGCCCUCGCCCUCCAUGAUGGUUUCCCCAGAAUCUGUUGAUGUUGCCGCAGAGACACUGGAAACAGAGAGGGAGGCCGUUGGAGGAAGAGGAGCGGCCCUGGUGGCAGCGGCGAGGGCCGUGGUGUCAGAGGGCGAGCUGAAGCAGCGAUUAGCAGCGGGGGGUCACCCAUGUGCCCAGUGCGACCGAGUCUUCAUGUCCAUGCAGGGACUGAGGUCCCAUGAGAGGAGCCACUCAGCCAUGGCAAUGUUCAGCAGAGAAGACAAAUACAACUGCCAGUACUGCCAGUUCGUCUCACCCUUCAGACAUAAUCUGGACAGACAUGUGCAGUCUCACCACGGCCACCACAAACCCUUCAAAUGCAAACUCUGCCCCUUUAAAUCUGCCUACGUGAGUCGCUUGAAGAGCCACCUGCAUAAGGCACACACAGGUGAGCAGCACACAUACAAGUGCUUGUCGUGCCCCUUCUCCUCUAUGACCAUCAGCCAGCUGAAGGAGCACUCUCUGAUGGACCACGGCGAGGCGCUGACCCUCCCCAAACUGCGUGCUGCUACCCAGGCUGCUCACGGAGCCCCCAGGCCCCCCCGACCGGCCAGUAACACAGAGCAAACUCCCUUGGACCCGGAUGAUCCAUCAUACCUGGAGACAGCGGAUGUCCGUCAGCAGCUCAGUCAUUACCAGCUGGCCUCCCGCAGUCAGAAGUCUUCCAGCUCGACACCUGGCAGCUCAACGCUGGCGGAUAAUCGACCAGACAGCAUCCUCACUUGUGAGUUCUGUGAGUUCAGCUCUGGGUACAUGCAGAGCCUGCGCCGGCACUACAGGGACCGCCACGGAGGCAAGAAGCUCUUCAAGUGCAAAGACUGUUCCUUUUUCACCUGCUACAAGAAUACCUUCACUACACAUGUGGAGGCCGGUCACAACAACAAUGCACCUGAAAGCCUCCCUAAAGACCUGCGCUGCCCUCUCUGCCUCUACCACACCAAACACAAGAGCAAUAUGAUUGACCACAUUGUCCUGCACAGAGAGGAGCGUGUGGCUCCGCUGGAGGUCAGCCGCUCCAAGCUGUCGCGCCACUUGCAGGGCCUCGUUUUCCGGUGCCACAAAUGCACCUUCACAUGCUCCAGUGACCAGGCCCUGCAGCUGCACCUGCAGAAGCACGCUGAGAUCAAACCCUACCAGUGCCAGCUCUGCUAUUACGACAGCAGUCAACGCAGCCAGCUAGAGGAGCAUCUGCGCCUGGAGCACAAGGUGAUCCGGAACUUCGAGCUGAUGGGCCGGGUCAACCUGGACCAGCUGGAGAUGAUAAAGGAACAAGGAAGCAGCGCAGAGGAGGAGGAGGCUCGAGAAAUCAUUGAGAUGGUUAGAGACAGAAAAAUAGCUGCAGAGGACGAGGACGAGGAUGAAGACAUGGACAUGAUGGAGAACAUGGAGGAGGAACAGAGAGAGAUGGAUGAUGACGUUAUGGAGGGCAACAUCAAAGAGGAAGAGGAGGAUGAGCAGGAGGAGGAAGAAGAUGUAGAUGGGCUGGAUGAGGAGAAGCCUCGCCUACAAGGAGUCCUUGCUUCUCCCACCAGCAGCAGCAGCAGCUGUUCUGCGCCGGGCGGGGCAGAGAAGCGUCUUCCCUGUGAGUUCUGUGGCCGCUGUUUCACCAACAGCCUCGAGUGGGAACGCCAUGUUCUGCGACACGGCAUGACGGUUAACAACAGUGAGAUGGACGCCAGCACCACUUCUGCGAUGGAGGCCUCAGCUUCGUCCUCCACUGGCUCCUCUGUUCUGUUGGAUACAGGCUUAGACCUGUCCAACACCAGCAUUGAGGAAGCGAACACCGCUGAUCUAUCACUGACAAGUCCAAGCCAGUACGUGGACGACAAAGAAAUGCUUGACACCAAAAAGGAUCAACAGUUUGCUUGAACUGAUUGUAGCCUCUUGGGAUACUGUGAUAGAAACGGAUAACAUCGAGUAAGAUCAGCACUGAGUUGCAUCAUAAAAUAGAACUUUUAAAGAAAAAAAAAAGAUUGAACCUGAAAAAAAGUGACUGCUUUUGAGUUGGCGCAUUACUUAGAUUUUAGAUGUUACAUAUUUAAGUAUUAGAUUGUGCUGCAUAAAACGGCUGAGCUCUUUAAAUGGGCAGUCCCCUAGGACAGAUCUUAAUAUAUUGGUAACCAAUAGUGAACAGAACUCUUUAUUGCUGACAUUCUGGUCAAAUCUACCUACAGUAAGAGAUCCCACAUAAGUAAAACCAAGCUAUUUAUAAAUUAUGAACAAAAUUUGAGUAUUUUAUUAUUUUAAACACCUUUUACACUUCCCCUAAAACAGGGGUAGCCUACUGUAAAUGUACCCAAAAGGAACAAACGAGAUAUGAAAGCAUUUAAAACCGUGGCCCACUGUAGAGCUUCCUUCCUCAUGUCUUGUUGAACUUUUUUCAUCCUAGCCUUGUGUUAAAUGUGUAGAAGUGUUCCUUGAGAAAGAGUUGCACGUUAUCUAUUUUAGUAAAACUACAAAGCAUCUUUCCUUCAUUUGUAGAAAUACUUUGCCCCAAUGUUUGUAGCAAAUUGCUAUAUUUUAGUCCCUUAAAAUUAUACUACGUAUAAGCCUUCAGCCUGUGACACCCUUUGCAUUUUGCCUUGUUUAUUGUCCUGUAAUUUCACUGAUCAAAUAAUUGAAACCGUUUUAAUCUCCUGUUCCCUGUGAGCUACCCUGUUGUCUUAGUCCAGGUUAAACUAUAUCACAGUUAACCUUUGCACAGAUGGUCAAUAUAUCAACAGUGGUAUUUUUUAAAGUGUCAUGGCUGAAUUCAUGUGACAUACAGUUGGUAUCUGUUGAUGAGCAAAGCAAGAGUUAGGCAGCAUUUACACGGAGACGGAAACGAAAAU